Molecule: messenger RNA, 3169 nt
Organism: Uranotaenia lowii
Lineage: Eukaryota; Metazoa; Arthropoda; Insecta; Diptera; Culicidae
Product: E3 ubiquitin-protein ligase Iruka-like
Exons: 5
Coding region: 425-1669 (414 amino acids)
Biological process (GO): protein ubiquitination; positive regulation of DNA-templated transcription; ubiquitin-dependent protein catabolic process
Cellular component (GO): cytoplasm; nucleoplasm
Molecular function (GO): ubiquitin protein ligase activity
Source: RefSeq, a predicted model, not a curated record
CAAUCUGUCAUCUGUGAUCGGGUCUGAUUUUCUUCUGUCCGAGUUUUCAACCUAAAAAAAUAAAAUUUUGCACCGCAAAUUACUCAAGAAUUCCGGAAUUUUUCCAAGUUUUAAACACUAGCUACUGACCACCCACUGAGAGUGAUAUUUUCCAAUUUUAUAUCAUUCCCAGACCGAGAAAAAUUGCUAUCGGGGAACCUUUUUCGGAGCAAGCUGUACCGGAUCGACCGAGAUGCCAACAUAGACGGGCACUAGAGGGCAGGCUCCGGAAUCACCAAUCUGGCACUGGAAGCUAAAUUUAAGGAAAUUCACAGCUGAGUGGGAUACAAAUUUCAUCGAUUUCGUUCUUCGUUUAGUGGUGCAAAUUUUUUUUGUGUCCCUCCAAUAACCUUGAUCCCGGAAUCGGUUCAUUACGGACAACAGCAUGGACGCACUCGUAGAAAAUGCGUCUAACACAUCGACAAGGUUCUAUUGUCACUCCUGUUCCAUGGAAAUAGAUAGAGUUUCAACAGAUUUUACGUGUCCACAUUGCAUGCAAGGGUUCAUAGAGGAACUACCAGCUGCCGAUCGAGGUAGUAAUAAUCCGCCAUCUCCACCACCGGUCGCUGAUAUGGAAUCACAUAUCCUGAAUCCUUUGGGAAUAAGACUGGCAAGUGAAAUUUUUAGCAACAGUAUACUUUCGCCUUUGCUACUAACGACACAUGGGCCGCGCAGGUCGGAUUCCGAUGGAUCGCUUUCGUUAAUCGAUGAGAGUGCUGAUUCGUCCGCUUCCGGAGGGGGUAAUGGCGGGGGAGCACAUGGAACUUCGAUUAGGGCAAGACCCCGCAAUAGGCGCCGGGGCGUUCAAAACAUUAGCAAUCUCGAUAACAUUCUUCGAGAAAUUCUUAUAUCGGUUGCUGAUGGUGCUAAUGGGGGUGCUGGAGGAACACCCAUGUUCUUCAUGGGAAAUCCGGGUGACUACGCCUGGGGACGGGAAGGUUUAGAUACGAUUGUGACGCAGCUGCUUAAUCAGAUGGACAACACUGGACCGCCGCCCCUGGAGAAGGAUAAGAUUGCCGAAAUUCCUAAGGUUACAAUCAGCGCCGAACAAGUCGAGCUGAAACUGCAAUGCUCCGUUUGUUGGGAAGAUUUCCAAAUCGACGAAGUUGUUCGAAAGUUAUCCUGUGCUCACGUGUACCACGAGUCCUGCAUCAUUCCUUGGUUACAGCUACACGGAACCUGUCCAAUUUGCAGGAAAAGUUUAGCCCCAGAACAGCCACCGGAUGAGCAACGAGGCUUAGCUGCGGCGGCCAAUGCUGUAGCCAACACGUUGCGUUCACUGCAAUCGGACGCGUUUCCGGGCGUUAGUAGCCAAUCGUCCACAUCGUCAAUCGAGGAGGGAGGAGGUCCAUCAACUUCUAGUCUACUGGGCGAUCUAGGUUUGGCGUUCGGCACAGGAAAUCCAUCUCGUCAGAGAACAUCGGGAGCUGCCGCUAGUAGCAGCCUCAGCACGAACCCUGGACUUGGUAUGACCUCCUCCUCCAGCAACAACAGCAGCAGCAGGGCUAGCCAGAACAGCACCAGCACAUCUGCUGGUACCAGCAGCGAUGCGAAUACCGGCGCUAAUGAUUCUAACAGUGGCCAUCGAUAUCGAGACGACGAUGGAAACAUCGACUAUGAAUUUGAUUAGGAUGUACAUAUGUAUCCUACAGCAGACUGGCACAUCAAAUGUGUCUGAUGCAGGAACGCUUUUACCAAAAACAUAAAUAUUUGGUUUUUUUCCUUUGAACAUCUUACCAGAACUGGUUAGGUUCAUGAAUUCAUGAAUUAAGAUUUUCCCUCUUUGAACACGAUUUGUUUAUUCAACAGCACCUCUUUUAUGAGAUUUUUUAAAAAUAAUUUCUAAUCAUGAUUUGAACACGUUGUUUCUAUGAGUAAUAAUAAGUAUCCUGUAAAAUUCAUUGCCUGCUCACAUAUCCAUCAUGUUGACGAAACAUUCUUAAUAUCCUUUCCGAACAUUGAUCUUAAUCAAUCUAUAACCAGUGCUAUAGUAUAUUAUACAAAAAGAAAAAACAACACAAAUAAGUAUGUCAAAAGAGAAAAUUUACGUUGUGUCUGACGUGCUCCUCGCUACUAUCAUUUCAAAUCAAAAUACAUAUAAGUACAUCAUCUGAUGCAGUAAAUAUAAAACUUUUGAAGGAGACAGACAAAUUCUUAAACAGAGGUUCAACAGUUUUCAAAACUGCCACGUAUUUCGUUGAAAAAAUCUAGGGAACAACUCUUAUCGUCAAAAGAACAGCUUUGAAUAAUGCUUUUUUCACAUUUUCUCCUUUAGAUUACUUACGAAAUAUCAUCAUUUGAUACUCGGUUUAGAAGCUCACUGCAGUGUAAACUAUCCUUAUUAAAUCAAUGUUUUAGUUAGCUUUAUAUUUUGUGAAGAUAAUACUUUGUUGACAGACUUCGACGGGCACGGGUUCGAAAUAUAUAGAUAUGUGUUUGGUUGCUUCAGUACCUCACCCAAAAUUUAAAACUCGAAAUUACUAUAAAAAUCCAAACACUAGAGUUGUUCCUCAGCAUAUUCAACGCAUGCCUCUUGUUAUGUACAGCGAGAAUUUGACGGCUUCACACCCCUAACAGAUAUUUUAUGUUUAAAAAAAUAAUGUUUUAAUUUAAAAAAAAAAGAACAACAAGAGAAUAAAACAAAAAAAAAUGCAUCCUUAACAAACCAUAAAACAUACUAUUGCGUUGCGCAGAAUAUUUCACUUGGAAAAGCUUGACAAAAGUGCUAAAGAAACAAACAAAAACGCCUAAGACGUCAUCACCGUCAAGUAAGGAGAUGAAGAAAUUAAACGUACAUCUUUGAGAAAACAGCAAAAGUUGAAAAAAAAUCGAAUCGCGAAUUCGGCUAGCAAGAAGUUUUUUUUCGUGUGACCUAACAAAAAGUCAACAAAAAAAAAAACCAACAAAUACAAUACAAAAAGCUGAACUAAAUUAACAACCCGUCAAACAUCAAACGUUAUGCUAACAACAAUUCACAAUAAUCUCGCUUUCGCGCGUGUGAUUGGAACGGCAUACCUACAUGUUUUAAAGUUAUUUAAGAUUGGAAAACAGAAAAUUCUUGAACUAUACAGAUUGUAAAAAACAGCUAGAGAGAAAACAAUAAAAAGUCUUCAAGAUGAAAUAAAUAAAA